AUUCGAUUCAUUCAUUCAUCCAUUCAUUUAUUCAUACAUCCAUACAUCCAUACAAUUCUCUUACUUUCAAUUGCAUUAUUUCCCAGCAAACGCAAUCUAAGCUUGUCGCGGCUCUAUUCACAGACAGUUCCAGCUUUCAGUUCCAGUCCAGCUAAUCCCACCCUCUCCGCUCUUCGUCUGCAACAAAGAAAGAGAGAAAAACACAAAGGACGACCCUCCGGCAGGAGUCCUCCUCCAGCAGGAACCUAUACCUUCGCAAACACAAACCCAUAGCACCUCUCAAACCCAAUCCCACAACGCUCUCUGAACACCGUCCGCCGAAAUGUCCUACUACGUCGCCCCCAGCCAGCAGCGCACUCUCCGCGCCUGCAUGGUCUGCUCUCUCGUCCAACUCCACAGUAAAUUCAUGCGCGAAGGCUGCCCCAACUGCGACAACGUCCUCGGCCUCCGUGGCAACAACGACGCGAUUCAAGAAUGCACAUCUCAGGUCUUCGAGGGGCUGCUCACACUCCGGGAUCCCACCACCAGCUGGGUGGCGCGGUGGCAGCGACUGGAUAGCUAUGUGCCGGGAACAUAUGCCGUGAAAGUGACUGGAUCGCUUCCCGAUGAGAUUAUUUCCAGUUUGGAGGACUCGGGAAUCAAAUAUAUCCCGAGGGAUGGUAGCACUGGGGAAGAGGAAGCGUAAGGAGGAUAUCGCGUUGCAACAGUUGCUGAUUGAUCAAGGCGCGCGGCAUGGUUGAACAAUGUGGCUGGAAGAGGUGGCGGAUUUUCUUUUUUACUUUCUUGCGCCUUGGCACAAUACUGGAGUUUUGGUUAGGUUGUUCGCGCUCUCGUGCUGUAUGCAAUUCCGGGACUCAUGGUUGCUUGACCCUUUGCUUUCUUCUUACUUUGCUUUGAAUUGCUCGUCUUUCUUACUUCCCAAGGACCGCCUGGGUGGAAGGUCGAACCCGGCCCGGAACCAUACUCGAUACCCGAUUAGAC
This is a messenger RNA of Aspergillus saccharolyticus JOP 1030-1, 981 nucleotides long. It is a transcript of the gene spt4, whose product is annotated as transcription elongation factor SPT4. Gene Ontology annotation, biological process: chromatin organization; mRNA processing; positive regulation of DNA-templated transcription, elongation. The transcript is spliced from 4 exons. Lineage: Eukaryota; Fungi; Ascomycota; Eurotiomycetes; Eurotiales; Aspergillaceae. Gene Ontology annotation, molecular function: RNA polymerase II complex binding; zinc ion binding. Bases 323 to 685 code for a protein of 120 amino acids. Gene Ontology annotation, cellular component: nucleus; DSIF complex. The record is from RefSeq and is a predicted model, not a curated record.